Messenger RNA from Ruditapes philippinarum (Manila clam), 1314 nucleotides. RefSeq names its product piezo-type mechanosensitive ion channel component 1-like. The record is from RefSeq and is a predicted model, not a curated record. NCBI's taxonomy places the organism in Eukaryota, Metazoa, Mollusca, Bivalvia, Venerida, Veneridae. Gene Ontology annotation, cellular component: plasma membrane. Gene Ontology annotation, biological process: cellular response to mechanical stimulus; regulation of membrane potential; detection of mechanical stimulus. The annotation marks the transcript as partial. The transcript is spliced from 8 exons. Gene Ontology annotation, molecular function: mechanosensitive monoatomic ion channel activity; monoatomic cation channel activity.
AAUGGGGAAAAAGUUUAAUGAGCAAUUUCGAAAGUGUUGGCGUUAUACCACUGACUUUUGGGAGACAUUGACCAGGUUUCUAUGGAGACUGGCAGAAAUACAUGUAUUCAAAGUUGUAGCCUUUGUUAUCAUCAUGGCGACAACACAUGAGGUAUCAGCUGUUAGUGCUGUGUAUGUGAUUUUAUUAAGCAUAUUCCUGCCACUGACAGGCUGUCAGUUUCUGCUGUCACAUCUAGCUCAGUUCUGGACAGCUCUUGUACUACUAGCUAAGAUGAUCUACCAACUUGGACUGGUGGAUAACAGUAGAUGGCUGUCUAACUGUACUGCUGGUAAUAUGUCAAAUGAGGCACCAUUUAAAGGAGAGAUAGAUAAUGCUCACUGGGCUGGCAUGAUGAAAACAUCAGAUGUUUCAUACUAUCUUAGGAACUACAUUGGUAUAUUAUUGAUCCUGGUGUUUGAACGUAUAGUGGUAUAUCAUCAGUGUCAGUACUACCGUCAUCCAGACGUCCAGAAACCCAAGACGGGCAUCAUCUUCUCUGAUAUCACAAGGCAUGAAGCAGAUAAAGGCAUUGUGGAGUGUCUAAAAUAUUUUCUCAACUAUUUCUUCUAUAAAUUUGGCUUGGAGGUAUGUUACAUAAUGACAGCAGUGGCAAUAAGUGUACGAGUGGAUGCCAUGUCUGUUCUGUAUGCCCUCUUACUUGGUAUCUUGUUACUGCUCAGCAGACGGGCAAAUGCUCGAUUGUGGCCGAUAUACACCAUAUUCCUUGUAAUACUACUUCCUGUACAGUUCCUCUCAGCACUCGGUCUACCUCUUGGCUUCUGUUAUAGAUAUCCGUGGGAUGGUCGAUUCUGGAUGUUAAAUGACAAUCAAGGGGAGGAGCUAGAGCUCUGGUUUUAUCUCCCGGACUAUCUUAAUCCUCCAAACUCAUACAAACUCAUUGCCGACUUCUUCCAGCUUCUCUUUGUAUGUCUGCAAUGGCGGGUAUUCAGGAAAGAAAUGAGCCAGAAAGAAGAUGAAAAAGAUGGUGGCAACAAUGAAGAUAUAACCCCGGAAGUGGAAGCUAAAAUGGAGAUUCCUGUUGACGAUUUCACCACCAAAAUAUCAGCGCAUGGACCAAUGUUACGGAGGUCAUAUCUGGACGUGAUAAAGAAUUUCGUUUUUGGUUACAUGUUCUGGGUGACUUUAGCGAUCGUGUUUAUUGCCGGCACUACCCGCAUUAACCUGUUUAGUAUGGGUUACGUUAUAGCUGUCUUCUGCUUUAUGUGGUUCGGCCAGGAGUUUCUCAUCAAACCUCUACGAAAACUUGUCAGGGC